Molecule: messenger RNA, 1356 nt
Organism: Actinia tenebrosa (Australian red waratah sea anemone)
Lineage: Eukaryota; Metazoa; Cnidaria; Anthozoa; Actiniaria; Actiniidae
Biological process (GO): regulation of apoptotic process
Source: RefSeq, a predicted model, not a curated record
AGAUAGAAUAUUGUUUCACUAGGAGGGGAACUCAAAAGAGAAUUCGCACAGAAUGUAGUAUAAUUAACGAGAAGAAGAAAGAAACCAAGUCAUGGCUGAUCGAGGUGUCUCUCCCGACUCAUCCACGCACAUCUCAGAAAAGAGCAGAAAGUCAAAGAAAAGAAAGCACAAACAAAAGUCCAAAACGAAACACAAGAAAGUAAAAUCUUCUUCCAGUGAAAGCAACCAUACUCACACUCACAAGAAAUCCAAGAAGCAUAAAAGAAGCUCUCACUCUCCAGCCAACUCAGAUGAAUCUGAUGAGGAAAUCAUCGAUAUUAAACCCUUAGCGGGGUACAUUGAUGACAAAAAGAAGUUACACAAGGAAAUAUUUUCACUUGUCAGCAAGAAAGAGGUCAAAGAUCUUCUACCUUCAUCACUCAAGAAAUUGAAAUUCAAGGAAUUUAAGAGUCUUUGCCUGGAGCAGCUUGUAGUGAUGUCCCAAAAAAGGAUACGGCAUGUAAUAGCUGGCCAGGAAAUGGUUUCUUCAUCAUCAGAUGAGAGUGAAGCUCAAGAACAUCAGCCACAAGAUGCUAACGAUGGAGAGAAUGAAAGUGUAAAAAUGGAUACAUCUGCAAACAAAACAUCAAAACAGUUGGAUGCAGCAGCAAUAGAGAAUACAGAAGAACAGCCUCCGAAAGUCAGUAUCCUUGAAGAAAUGAGCUUGUUACCCAAUCAAGAUGAGAUAGAUGAACUAAUCGAACCAGAACCUCAAACCUCUCAACAACCAGUACAGCUGGAGCUGGAGGAACAAGAUAUGGCAGGUGAAGAGAAAGGCAGUCCAACUCAAGAAGAUGACCAAUCUUUAUUGAUGGCUGAAGCUGACCUCAGGGAACUAGAAUUUAGAGCUAGAGCACUCAAGUCUCUGGUAAUUGCCAGAGAACGACAACAAAAACUUGAAAAAGAAAAACAAGACCAGGAAGCAACAUAAAAUGUUACAAAACCUGAAAUAUGUAAAAUAAUAGGUGUUUACCAACAAGAUGGUAAACUGAAACUAUUCAUAAACUAUGCUAGUCUGCCAUUAAUCUAAUCAAUAAAAUUCCCAUCCGUUCCUUUUUAUUUCAGCUUUUUGCCAAGUCUUUGUUUUCUGGCUUUAUUUUGUUGUUCUUGACAAGUAAUUCAAAGACUCAGCAAAGAGAGAAUUACAAAAGGGACUUCUAUCUCCAAGAAGGGUAGUCAAACAUCAUGAAGGUGUACCAUUUUUGAAAAAACUUGGAUUUAAAUUAUACCCUUAAAGAAAAGAAUUCCAAUAGACCAUUUUUUCAAGGUUGCGUGCGCAUCCAAAUUUAAGGUACUUGACGGGCCACGAUACCAGAA